Alosa alosa (allis shad) is the source of this 1771-nucleotide messenger RNA. RefSeq names its product actin binding Rho activating protein b (gene abrab). The transcript is spliced from 2 exons. The record is from RefSeq and is a predicted model, not a curated record. The coding region runs from base 211 to 1284 and encodes 357 amino acids. Gene Ontology annotation, molecular function: actin binding. Gene Ontology annotation, cellular component: sarcomere. Gene Ontology annotation, biological process: positive regulation of Rho protein signal transduction; positive regulation of transcription by RNA polymerase II. Lineage: Eukaryota; Metazoa; Chordata; Actinopteri; Clupeiformes; Clupeidae.
AGGAGCAGGCUACAGAAGGACACCCGUGAAUUGGUGGGCAGUAGCAAGAGAAUUUUAGAUUGUCCGGAACGUUCUACAAAAGAGGGUCCACUGUUAUUGUCUUGGAGUGCGUAAGGCACGAGCAAGGAGGCAGCCUUUCGAAUGCAGGGAGGGGCUGAUUGAGUGGACUAGGCUGAGGUCUGCAGGGGAGAGCAGGACACAGGGGGGAAUAUGUCGGAGUCAACACCAGUGGAAGGGGGGCCGAGGAAGCCCUCGACCAACAAGAACAUCAAGAAGCUGCGGGCUAUAAGUACAGUGUGCGGUCUGGCGCGCAGCUGGCAGAAAUGGGUCUCCCAGAACGAGGAGAAGCAGUCGACCGAGCCUACAGGAUGGUCACCCGGUGACCCGGACCCCCCACCGGGUGAGAUGAGGAAGCCCCUGCCCAAGGUGGCGCCGCUAAAACCACCAGCUAGUGAGGCAGGGGAUGACGACAACGAAGGGGGCAUCAAGACCGCGCUGGUGGUGAAGACUGUGCAGAGCAGCGUGACAGAGAGGAGCUCCGGGGUGGGCAUGCUGGCCGAGCGGCUCGGGAGGGACCCCUCGGCCGGCGACGAGGUGGACCGCCUGCUGAACAGGAAGCAGUCGCCGACGCGCCGCCGGAUGGGCGGCACCGUGUCCCAGAUGACCAAGACUCUGAAGGAGACGCGGAGGAAGAAGAGCGACACGGACGACAGCGGCUUCUCGGAGGCUGAAGAGAGGGGUCCAGAAUCAGAGGGAGUAGCCGAGGAUGGGAUCAUGUUGAAAAGGCCUACUGGGCCAGUGCUCCGAAAGACCGGCGAGGACGCCGACAAGAUCAACGCUCUGUCCAAGGUGCACAGUACAGUGGGCAACCUGGCCAGCCGCUGGCAGAACUGGGCCUCGGACCACGAGGUCACCCAGAAGCUCAACCCCUUCAGCGAGGACUUCGACUACGACUACUCCAUGCAGACGCGCCUGCGCAAAGGUGAGGAAGGCUACGGACGACCCAAGGAGGGCACCAAGACGGCAGAACGGGCCAAGCGGGCCGAGCAACACAUCCACCGCGAGAUUGACGACAUGUGCUUUGUCAUCCGGACCAUGGCUGACCCAGACCCAGACGGCCGGACAUACGUGACAUUCGGCGAGCUGUUCGACCGUUACGUGCGCAUCUCCGACAAGGUGGUGGGCAUUCUCAUGAGGGCGCGCAAGCACGGCAAGGUGGCCUUCGAGGGUGAGAUGCUCUGGCAAGGACAGGAUGAUGGGGUCAUCAUCACUUUGCUCGUGUGACAUUGGUGGCAGUGAUGAAAGCAGAGACUCCCCCUUUGUUUUGAUAUGUAAAUUAUGAAUGAAUGCGCUUAGCUGCUAUGGUUUUAUUGAGCUUGUGAAGUGAUCACAGUGGUAUCCACAUUGUUACAUCUGUCAGAUCAACCAUGGAAAUCACCUAAUGCACAUUUACCUCAGACCAACAGAAUAGUCAUACCGUUUGGAGCCCUAUUUUUACUCUCAUGUUUGUGUGUGUGUGCUGCUGAUGGAAUUAGCUUAAUUACAAAGGAAACAAACACCAAAAAGGGAGUGUAAUGCUGAUUAAGAAUCAAUGACUGUGCAACUGUGUUCUAUGUUUUAAGAUUCAGAGGUUUGUGCUUCAAAGUUUUUUGAUAUCAUGCAUUAUUUUGACAUUGUUGUCAGAGGACAUGCAAGACCUACUUCUAGGAUGUUAUGUGGAUUAAAAAAAAAGACCUGAACCGAGGUAGGUAAUAAAUAGUUACACUUUGUA